AUCGAAAACAUCAUGGUGGACUCGUGUGUGUGUGCAUGGUGCUAGACUUGGAUUAAAACGUCGACCAUAUGGAAUAUAUGUCGAAAAGCUGACCAUUAAAUACGAGCUAAUGUCAUCAUCCGUGUCACAGCCUCUCUGCAGUAGGACAGAAUGCUUCGCAGAUCCAGGAUCAGUGUUCGUCCGAACGUCAGGCCAGCAGGCAGAGGGCCAGCCCCAGCCUCCUCCCAGGACACUCCACCUUCCCAGGAGGCUCCAACUGCAGUCUCCGAGGACCUUCCCCAGGCAGGGGGCCAGUGCGUGAAGGACACCACCACAACUGCAGUGCUAGAAGCCUCCACAGAGUCCACCACACCCAGAGAGGAUGGAAAAGACCCAAAUGGCGAGGCUUCCAGCAGCACCCCCUCUGCCGGUCUUCAAAGGAGGAAGCGGUUCUCUGUCAUGCCAAACCUUGCCAAACCCCGGGUGGCCGCCACCCCAGCCCUCACCCGCUCCUCCCCCAGGACCCCCAAGUCCCCUGUGAAUGCGGGCACUGAGACUCCAGCUCCAACCCCUGAGGCCCCCAGCCAGACUGAUUCUGGACUCCCACAGGGAAUGAGAUCCCCAAGGCGGAGGCCCUCUGGAGGUAGUAGGCAGGCCAAAGGACAGCCCAAACCCAGGCCACUGUCCCCAGCUUCCCCAGGCCCUACAACAACCUCUCUGGGGAAUGUGGCAGUGGAGAACUCAUCCUCUUCACAACAGACCCCGCAGGCAGCAGGCAAAGGCAGCAUCCAAUCAGAUCUCCUGGAAAAAACACCAAUCAUUAAAGUUCCAUCCACUCCGUUAGAGAUGGUCCCAUCGUCCUCCCUUCCAGACAAAGAGGGUAUCUCAGUAUCAGAGAGAGCUAAGACUCUGGUCGCCAGGUCUGUGUCUGGUGGGCUCACCGGGCUGGCACCAGGGAAGUCCAGGCUUAGCAGGUUCCUGAAUGACCCAACAGACCUACAGAGGCUGGCUAAGGCCCGGAAGCUCAGAGAGCUGCUGAGACAGGAGAUGAACAAGGAAAAGAAACGGAGCAAAGCCAAGGUGUGUGUGAGCGAAUACACACUAGAUCCCUCUAAAAUGACCAUGAGAGAUCUCAUCUACUACCUGCCUGAUACCAACCCCAUGACGUCUUAUCUGGUAGAGGAACAGAGUGAGAAUGAGACUGUCCUCCCACUCACCCCACCAAGAGAAGAGUCACCUGAAAGACCCCCAACACCGGAGGCCCCAGCUGAGAUAGCCAGCCAGGGAGAUGAAGAUGAAGAUGAGGAUGACGAUGGGGUGAUGGUCCCGCGGGUGAAGGUGGCAGAAGACGGCUCUCUGAUCAUCGAUGAGGAGAGUUUGACGGUGGAGGUCUUGAGGCAGAAAGGGCCCAACCCAGCUGAUGAUAGAGACCCCAUCUUUGAGCGUGGCUCCACAACCACCUACUCAAGCUUCAGGAAGGGGACACACGUCAAGCCCUGGUCCAACAAAGAGACGGACAUGUUCUUCCUGGCCAUCAGUAUGGUGGGAACAGACUUCUCCAUGAUUGGACAGCUGUUCCCUCACCGCGGUCGCACCGAGAUCAAGAACAAGUUCAAGAAAGAGGAGAGAGCAAACAGCUGGAGGAUAGACAAGGCCUUCAAGGACAAACGCAGGCUGGACCAUGAGUUCUUCACUAGCCUCCUGGAGAAGAUCUUGGCUGCAGAGGCAAAGAGGAACAAAAAUAACAAGUCCCCCACAGAAAAGAUAAGGAUCAAGAAAAAAAUCAAACAGAAAGAAAAGAAAGCAGCGAAGCAGCUGAGCGACGUGGAGGAGGAGGGGUUAGACGCGGAGAUGGACACAGAGGAGGUGGAGGGAGAGAAGGAGAACGAGAACGUCUCUAACGAAGGGACCACGCUUUCUUCCGCUCCCGCCCCUAAGAGAAAACGCAAAAGUAGGGAUGGUGGAGGAGAGUCCUCUCCUGAAGAAGCAAAGGAUGGAAAGAAAAAGAAGAUUGACCUAAUAACAAGUGAUCAAGAAGAGGCUGGUGUACCUGAAGAUUCUGAGGCAGGGCCUCCAGAGAGUUCAAAGCAGGUAGAAGGGCCUGUGGAAGCAGCCAAGGGACCUGUGGUGAUCAAACCAGCCCAGUUGUCCCGUGGCCGAUCCCAGAGACCUCUUCCUAACCUGGAUAGGAAGUGGGGCCAGAGGGGCCCCGAGCCCAAUACCAAGCCUAACGUUAAAGAUGGGGCCACACCUACAGAGGAGGAGAACACUGAAGAAGGGCUAUCUGAAGAACAGGUAGAUAAAGAUGCUUCCCCUUCAGUCAGUCAAAAGGAGAAGAAGAAAGCUGGUAAACUCUCUUCAUCUGAGGAAGAGGAGGAAGAAGCCAGCGAGAAACCCAUCAAACCCACCAGGUAUGGCAGAAUACCCAAAAAGACACAGCUCUUGAAUUACCCUGCAAAGGAGGAUGGGGACUCGCCCUCAGACUCUGCCCCUACUCCCACCUCAGACGGAUCCCCCUCCACCAUGCCCAAAUCCAAACCAGCUACCAGGAGGGCCAAAAUCAAACCUGGCCCAGCCCUGCCAGGUAGGAUGGGCCAAUCAGCGGCUAGGAAAUCCAAGCUGGUCACCCUCAGGGCGUCCCAGUCUGAAGAUGAGGAUGAAGAUGAGGAAGAAGUAGCAUGGAGAGAGGAGGCGCAGGCCGAGGAGGGCACCCACAAUCCCACAAGCCCAGAGGAGGAGAAUCAGGCACCUGCGUUCAUUCCCAUGAGCCUUCGCUCGCCACAACCUGUCGCCACAGAGGUUGAGGAGACCAUGGAGGAGCUCGAUAUCUCUGUCAACGUGCCUGAUGUCCUGGGCAUUUCCCAUGAUGCAUUCUGCCCUGACUCGUCAUGCGAGCGGGCACAGGGUGGUGAAAUGGGCACAGUGCCCUGUGAACAUCAGUUGGACCUGUUAGUCGAUGUGAUAGACUUCCUGUCUCCAGAUAACAUGGAAGUAUCUGAGGAGAGCUACAACGAGGCAGCUAGAACCCUUCUGGCCAUCGGCAACCUCACCCACCUGUCUCAGACGGCUGAGGCCUUUACUGCCGGAGCAGAUGAUAUCAUCACGGAAGAACGUUCCAAUGAGGACCAACUGUACCAGAUGACACCACAGCCCACUGACCAAUCACAAACUAGCACCAUUCCUUCUGAAUCUCUUAGGGUCACUGAGGCAUCACGAAUCGCUGAGGAUUCUGUACCUGUUGCCUCGUCAACAACAGCCUCUGUUCCUGUCACCACGACAACAGCCUCUAUCCCAGGCUCCAAAAUAACAGCCUGUGCCAUAAUUACCAUGGCAACAGCCUCAGUCCCAGUCACCACGACAACAUCCUCUCCUCCAGUCACCUUGACAACAACGGCCUCUAUCCGAGUCACCACAUCAACGGUAUCUGUCCCAGUGCCUCAGAGCAGUGAUACGCCCGAUCUAGAAACUCCACCCAUAGAGGAGGGGCCUCUCGGACAGAUGGAGGGGACUGAUAUUGGACACGCCUCCAAGAUGGAAUCAGGUUCUGAAGUGUCAGAGGGCUCAGAGCAACAAACAACCUCACAGACCAGGAGGAGCCACUUCCCUAAGGUCAAACCCAACCUGGGACGGGCUACCAGGACCACACAACCCAAACAGACGACCACUACACUGUCAGAACCAACACACACUACCACCACACUGUCAGGACCACCACAGACUACCACCACACUGUCAGGACCACCACAGACUACCACCACACUGUCAGAACCACCACUUGAGCCUAUGCUGAAUAUCACCACAACCUCAGAACCACAGCCUUCCAUGAUUAUCACCAUAGAGCCAUCACUGCCUACUGAGAGUAUUAACACAGAGUCAGAAACGCAGCCCAAACAGAGAACUACCACACACUCAAAAUCACAAACCACCACCACACACUCCAAGCACCAGCCCACCACAAAUAUUAUCCCACAUUCAGGACCACAGCCCAGUCAGAGAACCAGAGUAGCGCAUUCAAAACCACAGCCUACAUUGAAUACCACCAUACAGUCAGAACCACCCCAGCCCACACUAAAUUCCACCACAAACACACUCUCAAAACAACAAUCAACACAGAGUACCACCAUACUCUCACAACCACAUCCCACCCCAAGCCUUGAGCAGCCAGGUCCAGUUACACUCAGACCCAUAGUCCCAGAGUCACCUCUGAGGUCAUCAGAAGAGGUGAAAGGUCACGAUGGCUGUAAGGGAAAUAGUUCCCUUAGUGCUGGAGGGUCCCAGUCAGGGACAUCAGACUCAGACCAGCCCAAACAGACAGGUCCUCUAACCCGUAGGGCCCGUUUACCUAAACCCAAACCCAACUUGGGUCUCACCGCCAAAGCCACUACACGCUCUGCAGUCCAGGUACCAGAAAGCAGGCCAAGCACUGAAGUCCAGACACCAGAGGAAGCUGAUGAGGUUCCCAUGGAAAUACAACAGAUCCACCAAGUCGUCCCCCUUUCUGACAUCAUCGAUACGACCCAGGAGGAAAUACAACAGAUUCACCAAGUCAUCCCUCAUCCACCCAUAGAGGAGGGGCCUCUCAGACAGAGGGAGGGGACUGAUAUUGGACACGCCUCUCAGGUGGAAUCAGGUUCUGAAGUGUCAGAGGGCUCAGAGCAACAGACAACCUCACAGAGCAGGAGGAGCCACUUCCCUAAGGUCAAACCCAACCUGGGACAGGCUGCCAGGACCACACAACCCAAACAGACUACCACCACAUUGUCAGAACCACCACACACUACCACCACACUCUCAGAACCACAGCCCAUUCAGAGAACCAGAGUAGCGCAUUCAAAACCACAGCCUGCAUUGAAUAGCACCACACAGUCAGAACCACCCCAGCCCACACUAAAUUCCACCACAAACACACUCUCAAAACAACAAUCCACACAGAGUACCACCAUACUCUCACAACCACAUCCCACCCCAAGCCUUGAGCAGCCAGGUCCAGUUACACUCAGACCCAUAGUCCCAGAGUCACCUCUGAGGUCAUCAGAAGAGGUGAAAGGUCACGAUGGCCGUAAGGGAAAUACCUCCUCUUCCCUCAGUGCUGGAGGGUCCCAGUCAGGGACAUCAGACUCAGACCAGCCCAAACAGACAGGUCCCCCAACCCGCAGGGCCCGUUUACCUAAACCCAAACCCAACUUGGGUUGCACCGCCAAAGCCGCAACAUGCUCUGCAGUCCAGGCACCAGAUGUGGCUUCCAGACCCAAAUCUGAGGUCCAGAGACUAGAUACUGGACCCUGCCCUAAAGUCCAGACACCAGAGGAAGCUGAUGAGGUUCCCAUGGAAAUACAACAGAUCCACCAAGUCGUCCCCCUUUCUGACAUCAUCGAUACGACCCAGGAGGAAAUACAACAGAUUCACCAAGUCAUCCCUCAUCCACCCAUAGAGGAGGGGCCUCUCAGACAGAGGGAGGGGACUGAUAUUGGACACGCCUCUCAGGUGGAAUCAGGUUCUGAAGUGUCAGAGGGCUCAGAACAACAGACAACCUCACAGAGCAGGAGGAGCCACUUCCCUAAGGUCAAACCCAACCUGGGAUGGGCUGCCAGGACCACACAACCCAAACAGACGACCACUACACUGUCAGAACCAACACAGACUACCACCACACUGUCAGAACCACCACUAGAUUCUAUGCUGAAUAUCACCACAACCUCAGAACCACAGCCUUCCAUGAUUAUCACCAUAGAGCCACCAUUUCCUACUGAGAGUGUUAACACAGAGUCAGAAACGCAGCCCAAACAGAGAACUACCACACACUCAAAAUCACAAACCACCACCACACACUCCAAGCACCAGCCUACCACAAAUAUUAUCCCACACUCAGGACCACAGCCCAGUCAGAGAACCAGAGUAGCGCAUUCAAAACCACAGCCUACAUUGAAUACCACCACACAGUCAGAACCACCCCAGCCCACACUAAAUUCCACCACAAACACACUCUCAAAACAACAAUCUACACAGAGUACCACCAUACUCUCACAACCACAGCCCACCCCGAGCCUUGAGCAGCCAGGUCCAGUUACACUCAGACCCAUAGUCCCAGAGUCACCUCUGAGGUCAUCAGAAGAGGUGAAAGGUCACGAUGGCCGUAAGGGAAAUACUUCCUCUUCCCUCAGUGCUGGAGGGUCCCAGUCAGAGACAUCAAACUCAGACGAGCCCAAACAGACAGGUCCCCCAACCCGCAGGGCCCGUUUACCUAAACCCAAACCCAACUUCGGUUGCACCGCCAAAGCCACUACACGCUCUGCAGUCCAGGCACCAGAAAGCAGGCCAAGCACUGAAGUCCAGACACCAGAGGAAGCUGAUGAGUUUCCCAUUGAAAUACAACAGAUCCACCAAGUCUUCCCCCUUUGUGACAUCAUCGAUACGACCCAGGAGGAAAUACAACAGAUUCACCAAGUCAUCCCUCAUCCACCCAUAGAGGAGGGGCCUCUCAGACAGAGGGAGGGGACUGAUAUUGGACACGCCUCUCAGGUGGAAUCAGGUUCUGAAGUGUCAGAGGGCUCAGAGCAACAGACAACCUCACAGACCAGGAGGAGCCACUUCCCUAAGGACAAACCCAACCUGGGACGGGCUGCUAGGACCACACAAACCAAACCCCAACAGACUACCACCACACUGUCAGAACCACCACAGACUACCACCACACUCUCAGAACCACAGCCCAUUCAGAAAACCAGAGGAGCGCAUUCAAAACCACAGCCUGCAUUGAAUACCACCACACAGUCAGAACCACUCCAGCCCGCACUAAAUUCCAGCACAAACACACUCUCAAAACAACAAUCAACACAGAGUACCACCAUACUCUCACAACAACAGCCCACCUCAAGCCUUGAGCAGCCAGGUCCAGUUACACUCAGACCCAUAGUCCCAGAGUCACCUCUGAGGUCAUCAGAAGAGGUGAAGGGUCACGAUGGCCCUAAGGAAAAUAGUUCAUCUUCCUUCAGUGCUGGAGGGUCCCAGUCAGCGACAUCAGACUCGGAACAGCCCAAACAGACAGGUCCCCCAACCAGAAGGGCCCGUUUACCUAAACCCAAACCCAACUUGGGUCUCACCGCCAGAGCCGCUACGCGCUCUGCAGUCCAGGUACCAGAAAGCAGGCCAAGCACUGAAGUCCAGACACCAGAGGAAGCUGAUGAGUUUCCCAUGGAAAUACAACAGAUCCACCAAGUCUCCCCCCUUUGUGACAUCAUCGAUACGACCCAGGAGGAAAUGGAACAGAUUCACCAAGUCAUCUCUCUUACUGACGUCAUUGAUUCUACCCAAGGCGAUAUGUCUGUCUUUACGGAGGGAAGCUUUUUCUCGCAACAAAGUGAUGCUGUCUUCAUACAGCACUCAGAAACGUCUGUGUCGACUGCUCCGUUGGACCAGACCCAGUCAGACCAGGAUGAGCCUAUUUUCAUCCUCUCCCUGACUGAAAUCCCAGUGCUCCCCGCAGGGGAGGAGAGUGGCUACACAUCCCAGACCCUCUCUGAGCCUUUCCUAUUUCUACCAGACGCAGGCGCUCAACUGCAGCAGAGCAGUGAUAUUGUUGCCCCCGGAGGUGGUUUGGAGAAAGGGAAUGCUGGUGUCCUUUGUGAAGUCCCUGAGUCAAUGGAUGAGGUCCUUCCUCAAUCCUCAUACACCAGUAUCAAGGAAGUGGAGUCUGGCUCCACGGCGGGUCCAGUAGGUGUGUGUGCCUCGGCCAAACCCUCAGAAGACUCCAUGGCUGAUGCAGAGACUAGUGAGGACACGCAUCCUCCUUCUAAGAAGAGGAAAGCGCCAGAGAGAGCCAGGAGAGUAGACAAACUGCAGGUGAGACCUAACACUGCAGUAAGGGAACAGACCAGUUGUUCGGCCCCUGCCAAGGAGGCUGUGUCACCCAUUACCCCAGACCAGACACCAUCUUUGACCACUACCACCCUAGACACUUACUACCUCACUGCCUCCAGUCCCCUGGCCCAGCCAGGCCCCUCCAUCACGGGAACUGCAUCACAGCAGGGGACUGUGGGCUGUUUCGAUCGUACAGAGACCGAGCACACGCCGACUGGAGGGGAGGACAAUAGUUCAGGGGCGGAGUCUCAGGCUGCCCGUCAAAUUACACCGCUGGCUAUGAGUGGCCCCUUGAGCAGGCCUGGUAGGAGACCCAGAGGAUUCCUGUCUUUCAUGUCCAAUAAGAACGCCUCCCCUGUAGCUGCCCCCCCCCGAGGUACCAGAGCAGCCGCUCGGAGGCCCCAGGUCAACACCACCCGCCCAGGGGGGAAACGGGCUGCUCCUGAACUUUCCACCACAACCAGAACCAUGCCUUCACCUUCCAUAAUGCAUUACACCACCACCCCCACGAGGGCCACCAGAACCACCACUAAGCCAGAUUUUUCCACCAGGGUGACUCAGGAAAAACCCUCUGAUGCCCUGGCCUUACACUCAAACCCAGAGCCCAGUACUUCACUGUGUACUACAGCUACUGAGUCCUCUCAGGUGCCAGCCGCCCAGCCCAGUGCGUCUCCCUGUGUGGACAGCGGUUCAGCAGACGAGGAACCCAUCAACGUGUCCCAGUACUUCUUCAGUGACAUCUUCACCGAGGUCGAGGAGAAUGAGGGAUGAGAGACGGAGGAAGGGAAAGGAGAUCAAAAAGGCACUCUGACUCUUUGUUUGAAUCAAACUGGAGAACAAAAUGUUAAAUACUUAAGAAAACAUGUUUUUGUAUUUACCACUGAAAUUACGUUUCUGCUUGCUUGUGUUUACGCGAACAAGGUUUCAUGCUUGCAGCGAACAGAUUUGGUCACAAGAUGGCAACAGUGAAACCAAACUAGGGAUAAUUCCUCUUCAAAUUUUUGGGGGAGACCAAACUGGCACGCCUUUAAGCUACUUUCCUAUAUUGGAUGAUUACGUUUAUUUGGCUAUUUUACCCCAAUCAUAUCAUCUAGCCUAUUGAGUAAUCUAUUCAUUCUAAUAACAUAUUUAUAUUUAUUUGGUUUACAUUUUUUCAAACCACACCAAGCCAGACAUUCAUGAUAAUUUCCCUCUAUCUGCAAGAAGGAGAAUACUUGAAAUCAGUGUCAACUCACUCUACUACAGGGACUUUCACAUUCAAAUUUGUGUUCUUAUUUGAAAUAUUGUUUACAUAGGUAGCCAUUGUCUAAACAUGAGCAUUGUGUGUAUAUAUGUUUAUUAUCAUUUAGAUCUGAUAUAUUGGAGGGGUAUGUAUCCUUAACAUUUACUUUGGUUUUUCACUCUUCAUGCAUGAACAAGACCCAGCUUUGCAGCUUGAGGGACAGCACAGCAAUGUCUCUUUAUUUCAUGCUCCCUGAAGAUACAGGAAAUAUCACUUCAAAUGGCGCUGGAACAGAAUCCUCUAGUUUAAUCCGUGUACAGUGACAAACUCACAGAAACAGUGCACAGAUCAUGAGUCCAAUUUCAGUUCUCAAUUAUUGAUUAUGUUCUGCAGCCACUGUUGGUUCAAACUAACAUAGCUGUUCUGUAGCUCAUGUAAAAUAUGUGAAUAAAGUUUUAUAUGUUAACGUCAA
This is a messenger RNA of Oncorhynchus gorbuscha (pink salmon), 9530 nucleotides long. Its product is annotated as mucin-5AC-like. Gene Ontology annotation, biological process: RNA polymerase III preinitiation complex assembly. Lineage: Eukaryota; Metazoa; Chordata; Actinopteri; Salmoniformes; Salmonidae. The coding region runs from base 151 to 8607 and encodes 2818 amino acids. The transcript is spliced from 27 exons. Gene Ontology annotation, molecular function: TFIIIC-class transcription factor complex binding. The record is from RefSeq and is a predicted model, not a curated record. Gene Ontology annotation, cellular component: transcription factor TFIIIB complex.